AUGCUUCUGAACAGCACGAUUUGUGCAUUGUGGCUAUGGAUUUCACUGGUUUGUGCCAACAAAGUUGCGCUCUCAAAUAAAGACAAUCAAGUGUGCAGCGGGAUGUACUCCAAAGAGGAUUGGGGCGGUAAAGUAGAUCCCUUCAUAUCGUUCAACUUGAAAGGUAUAAACAACGAAGAAGGGCUAUCUGUGGUUGUUUUCGACUUCAAAGACUACCAACAUAUUGGCAUUGAAAUUGACUCUCAGAAACACUACAUUUGCGAUGACUACGCUAUAAGUCAAGGUGUUUGCAACGAAACUCACAGAAACGAGUUUUUGGUGCAAAAACUAAUUGUGGACCCAACCACGGGCGCCAAUGAAACGGCUAGUUCACAAAUCAUGACUUUCUAUCAAAAAGAUACCGGAAUGCAUGAUCAACGGUAUUCAGUUAAAUCGACAGGCUACUAUUGUGUGGUGGCAUCUUCUGUCAGCGAAGAAUCUGUGAGCUUUUCAGCACUAGUGAAUUUCAGAAAUGCAUACGGCCAAUUGCCCGGCGCGGAAAUCAACAAUCUGCCCCUGUACGGACUUCUGACCAUUUUCUAUCUUGUUGCCAUGGCUCUCUAUAGUUUUGCAUUCUGGAAGCACAAAAAUGAGGUUCUACCACUACAAAAAUACCUAUUGGCCUUCUUCCUAUUUCUCACUGUGGAACAGAUAUUCAUUUGGGCCUAUUAUGACAUCAAAAACGAAAAAGGCAACACUGCUGGCACUAAAGUUUACAUGGUGUUCGUCUCGAUUCUGACUGCGGGCAAAAUCUCAUUCAGUUUUUUUCUUCUCUUGGUCAUUGCACUUGGAUAUGGUGUUGUGUAUCCUAAACUUAACAAAAAAUUGAUGAGACGGUGUCAGGUAUUAGCAAUCGUCAACUUUGCUGCUAGCGUCGCAUACCUGAUUCAAAGCUAUUUGACCAAUCCAGAGUCUGUGACUCUUUGGCCGCUUGCAACUUUGCUUCCUUUGGGGAUUACCAUGCUCGGAUUCUAUUUCUGGAUUCUGAGAUCUAUGUCUCAGACUUUGCGUUAUUUACAAGAACAGAGGCAAGUGGUUAAGUUGAAGAUGUACAAAAGGCUUCUAUCGACGAUUUACUUCUCUCUUUUUGUUUUGUUUGCUGGUAUUGUUAUCUCCUCUUUCGUGUUCCUAGGAAUGAACAAUAUUGAAAUGGUAGAACAGCACUGGAGGACAAGGUUUUUUUUCGUGGAAUUUUGGCCAUCACUAGUUUACUACUUUGUGUUCGUUACCACUGCCUUUAUUUGGAGACCUACAGAUACUUCAUACAUGUUAGCAUGUUCGCAGCAGCUUCCAACGGACCCCGAAAACGUAGCCGAUUUCGACCUAGACGAUUUACAAUCAUUAGAAGGACCCUCUAAUCACAUUGAUGAUGAUCUGAAUUUUUCGGAUGACGAAGAACCUCCCCGCAGGAAUUCCAACGAACAGAGACAUGAUAAAUAG
Molecule: messenger RNA, 1479 nt
Organism: Lachancea lanzarotensis
Lineage: Eukaryota; Fungi; Ascomycota; Saccharomycetes; Saccharomycetales; Saccharomycetaceae
Product: LALA0S02e00914g1_1
Exons: 1
Coding region: 1-1479 (492 amino acids)
Biological process (GO): retrograde transport, endosome to Golgi
Cellular component (GO): membrane; Golgi apparatus
Source: RefSeq, a predicted model, not a curated record